Penicillium griseofulvum is the source of this 1539-nucleotide messenger RNA. RefSeq names its product sugar porter family MFS transporter. Gene Ontology annotation, molecular function: carbohydrate:proton symporter activity. The coding region runs from base 1 to 1539 and encodes 512 amino acids. NCBI's taxonomy places the organism in Eukaryota, Fungi, Ascomycota, Eurotiomycetes, Eurotiales, Aspergillaceae. Gene Ontology annotation, biological process: transmembrane transport; carbohydrate transport. The record is from RefSeq and is a predicted model, not a curated record. Gene Ontology annotation, cellular component: membrane. The transcript is spliced from 7 exons.
AUGGGCAAAAUACCGGAGUUGAAUAAUGUCUACCUUAUCAGUGGACUGGCCACCAUCGGUGGUCUAAUCCAAGGCUUCGAUGUUUCCAGCAUGUCUGCUAUUAUUGGCACCGAUAAUUACAAGACCUACUUCAAUAAACCGAAUUCGGUUGCUCAGGGUGGGAUCACGGCUAGUAUGGCUGGUGGUUCGCUGCUUGGUUCUCUAUUUUCCUCCUGGACAAGUGACCGAUAUGGCCGUCGUGAUUCGAUGUUUAUUGCGUGCGUCUUGUGGUUGAUUGGCUCCAUUUUGAUGAGUGCAGUGCAAAAUGUUGCCAUGUUGAUUAUCUCGCGUAUCAUAAAUGGCUUCGCGGUGGGAAUACUUACUAGUCAAGGUCCAAUUUUGAUUGCUGAAAUCAGUUUACCACAACAGCGUGGUAGACUGCUCAGCUUGCAACAGUGGAUGAUUACUUGGGGCAUCCUUAUUAUGUAUUUUAUAUCAUACGGCACAUCAUUCAUGAGCAGCCUGGCGUCAUUUCGUCUCCCCUGGGGUCUCCAAAUGAUCCCAGGUAUUAUCCUCAUGGCCUGUUUGCCUAUGAUGCCUAGAUCUCCCCGCUGGCUGGCUACACAAGACCGGUGGGAGGAGGCUGUGGAUGUUCUUGCACGACUGCACGCUAAGGGCAAUACCCUUGAUCCGAUUGUUGUUGCACAAGCUACCGAAAUUCGCGAAAAGCUUGAACUCGAGCGGCAAUACAAGAGCACUGCCUGGUCUGAAGUAUUCAAUUCACGAAACAUCAUUCGUGUGCAUUGCGGUAUUUUCACACAUGUUUGGUCCCAACUCAGCGGAACAAAUGCUAUGAUGUACUACAUUGUGUAUAUUUUUCAGAUGGCUGGCCUGACGGGCAACAAUGCCCUCCUAUCCGCCACAAUCCAAUACAUCAUCAACGUGGUCAUGACACUCCCUGCACUGCUCUUUAUGGAUCGUCUCCCACGCCGCCGCCUAUUCAUUGCAGGUGCUCUUGGCAUGGCCAUUCUUCAGUUCGUCCAGGGAGCCCUCAUGAAAUCAUACGGGGAGGCUGUUCCUGGAGGCCUUAAGGGCUCCCCCACGGUUACGUGGAGGGUGACUGAUGGAAGAGCAUCGAAAGCAACUAUUGCCUGUUCUUACUUGUUCAUUGCUAUAUAUGCGCCUAGUUGGGGGGCCUAUCCCCCCGAGAUCAUCCCUCUCUAUAUCCGUAGCAAAUCGGUUUCUCUGGCGACAUUCUUCAACUGGGCUUGCAAUUUUGCUUUGACUUUCUUUUCUCCUCCUGGGUUCCAACAUAUCCAAUACAAGAUGUACUUCCUGUUCGGAACCUUCUGUUUCGUUGCCGCGAUCCACGUCUUCCUUCUCUUCCCAGAGACAUGCGGCAAGUCCCUGGAAGAGAUCGAUGCAAGCUUCAAUAAUGAAAGCAUCUGGGCUUUCAAGGCUAAGUCUGUACCAAGCCGACUUGCUGCUGAUAUUGAACAGGCGAAGGAGGAUUUGGAGGCUGGCAAUGUGCCCAAGGCCAUUUUUGAGCCAAAGAAGUAA